UUCUACAAAAUCGACCAACAAGCGUAAGCAAAGAAAAGAGCACAGGCAGGUGUACCUUCACACAAGUGUCUCGCUUCAAUCCCGACAUGGCCGAUUCGUCCAAUGCUGCCCCGAACGAUUCGCAACGAUUAAUACCUGCAUCAAUGCCAGACUCUUACACUCAAAGGAACACAUUCCAAAGAAAAAUGAACAUUACGGCCCUAGAGUUCUUCCAGCCGACACUCGCUCACGGGCCCAACUUAAAUCAGCAGUUCUUGGACGUGGGGUGUGGAACGGGUGACUUCACCAAGACCGAGCUCUUGCCCCGCUGCCAGCCCUGCCAGCGCAUCGUUGCCACAGACACAAUCCUCAAGAUGAUCGAGUACGCCAGGAAAAAUUUCGCCCAUCCGCAGAUCGCCUACGAGGAGCACGACAUCCGAGGUGAUGUGUCGGGACUCAUAGCGAAGUACGGCCAGUUCGAUCGAGUCUACUCCUUCUAUGCCCUGAACUGGGUACAAGACCAGACCACUGCACUUCGGAACAUCGGCAACCUCAUGAAAGACGACGGUGAUUGCGUUCUCGUGUUUGCGGCGCGAACGGCUGUGCGCAAAAUUUGGAAGAGGCUUGUCGAGAUGGAUCGCUGGAAGCAGUAUGAUCAGCCAUCCAAAAGCUUCAUUGCGAAGACCCAAGACCUAGAAGACCGCGCGGCUCUAAUGUCGUACAUGUACGAAACCCUGAAGAACGCCAACCUGAAUCCCCUCAGCUGCGAAGUGCUAACUUCGGUGCACAGCGCCGAGAUCUCAGACCGCACAAUCGGAAUCAGAGGCGCUGUCUCUAUGCUGCUGCCACUGCUACCGGAAGAAACACGAAAGCAAUUUAUGACUGACCUGGAAGACGUUAUUCACGAAUUUUGGACGGAAAAGGACCCUGCCGAUCCUCAGUACCAUGUAGACACGUUUGUUAUUCAUGCGACGAAGCUUUAACUGAAACAAAAAGAUGUACCGAUUGAAUUAUCAAUACAGCAGGCUAAAAAAUGUUGCUGGAGACGUUUCCUCACUUUGGGUUCGUAGUUAAAUAAAUAAAGGGCCACUGGCUUUUCAA
Ixodes scapularis (black-legged tick) is the source of this 1080-nucleotide messenger RNA. Its product is annotated as juvenile hormone acid O-methyltransferase-like. Bases 87 to 962 code for a protein of 291 amino acids. The record is from RefSeq and is a predicted model, not a curated record. The transcript is spliced from 4 exons. NCBI's taxonomy places the organism in Eukaryota, Metazoa, Arthropoda, Arachnida, Ixodida, Ixodidae. Gene Ontology annotation, molecular function: S-adenosylmethionine-dependent methyltransferase activity.